AUGACGACUUCGGCGGGUGCGGCGACGACUUCGGCGGGUGCGGCGACGACUCCGCCGGGCGAUCCCCUCAGGGAAUUCGAGACGGAUCCCGUUCUGGAGCCGUUCCUAGCCGACGACUUCGACGCCGUCACGUACGCCAGCGAGUCGCUCACAGCGAGAACAUCAAAGACAGUUCUGCCGGCGCUGGACGCCGGGAUCAAGUCCCUAAACGCGGCGCUGCGGGGGACGGUUACCUCGCACUACGAUGAACUCCUCCAGCAACUUGGCGGUAUUGACGAGAGCGAGCGCGUCCUGGAGAUCGUCAGGGACGGAGUCCACAAUCUUCAGCGAUCCAUGGGCAAGGUUCGAGUCGAGAUCGUCGAGCCCCACGAGGUGGUCGCGGCGAAGACGAAGCAGCUCGAGAACCUGACGAGGACGGUCGAGACGCUGCAUCGCGUCAUCAGAACCUUGAAGCUCACCGGCAGGCUCAAAGACAGUCUCGGAGCUUCGGGUGGUGACGACGCGGAGGGCGGCGCUGCUGUUCCCCACUCCGCAACAUCGGGCGAUCUGGCCAAGGCUGCGAAGAUGCUCGCCGACGCCUCCGAGCUCGAGCGGGAGGGUGUCGUCGAGGACCAAGAGGCAUCGGCCCUCGCAGGUAUCGAGGUGAUUGACCGCGACGCCAGAUGGCUGGAGCGAGCGGGCAAGGACGUCAGGUCACGAGCGACGCAGGCUCUGAACGCGGGAAUGGACGCGACGAGCCAAGCUGAGGUUGGCGCGGCGCUGCAGGUUUUCCACAACCUGGGCGAGCUCGAUCGGGCGACCGACGCGGUCAUCGCUCGGCUAGCUAACGACGCGGUUGACGUGUUCCGAGAGGCGCUCGACCCGAGGGAGCUGGCGAGGGCGAUGGGUGGAGGCGUCAGCGCGAGCGAGCGCGCUGGAGGAGUGGGUGUGGGUGGAGGUCGCGGCAUUUGGCCGCCUGCUGGGCAGGAGCACAGAUGGGCGGAGGCGCUCUGGCAGCGUCUCGGCGCCGCGUGCGAGCGCGCAAAGGCUGCCGGCAUGGGAGCAUGGCACCUUCAGCGUGUCCUCGCGAAGAAACGCGACCCCAUCUCGCACGCGCUCUUCCUGGACGAGGUGAUCGCCGCGAGGAAGAAUCUUUGGCGCGAGAAGGUGGCGCAGAGCACGGAAGCCGAAGCCGCCGCGAGUAACCCGGAAGAUGCCAUUUCACUCCCGUGCGAGCGUUUCGUUUGGCAGCUGAGCAAGGGGGCGGGGGAGGCUUUCGGACGCGCGCACGCCGCCGCGGGCUUCGCGCGGGAUACUCUGCUGAAGGGUUUCCCGAGACUCGUCACGCUCAUCGAGGGUCUUCACGAGGGUCUCGCCAAGGAGAGCGGCGCGGCGGCAACCGCCGCGAAGGGCGGGGUUCCCCCCGCCGUGCGAAAGGACGGCUCGGACCUCACCGUGUUGCUCCACGCGUGCGAUGCGGUGUCCAACGCAUAUCUCGCACGCUCGUUCCAGAGGCUCAGCGAGCCCGUCAACGCGUUGCUGUCCCCGUCGGCGCUCCAGUCGCUACAAGGUAUCGCGUCUGGCCAAAUAUCGGCGAGCGGCACGGUUGGUACCCGCGCCGCCGCCGAGGACGUGCGACGUUUCCUUCUCCGCGUCAGGGAGGAGCUGGACGCGGUUGCCCGCCACCCGACUCUCGUCACGCAGGUAACCGCGGGCGCCGUCGCGAAGGCGCUGCGGCUGAUGGCACAAAAGGCUGAGAUUGGUGUCGUGGACGGCGCCGAGGCUCGCGUUUUUGUCGUCGGAACCGCGCAGACCCCGGCGCAAGCUAAGAAUGCAGCUCUCGCGGGUGUCCUCGAAGAGAUUUGCGCCGCUCUCGGAAAUGUAGUUCCCUUACUGCCCGACGAGCCCGCCAAGGCUCUGGAGAACGCGCUCGCUCAGGUUGCCGAGACGGCGACGGAGGCUUUGGAGCCGGUGAUGAGCGCGGCGCACGCGGAGGUACACAAGAGGCUCGCGUCCAUGCACAAGGAGGACUGGGCCGGCGGCGACCCGCCGAUGGGUGAAGGUUGCUCGACGUACAUGACUCAGGUCAUCGACGUCGUCGCUCACGUCUCGGAGGAGCACUUAUCCGGGGUGAGGCAGGGUUCUCUGCUCGGUCACGCCUCGUCGAGCUCCAAGGGAGCCUCGGGCUUUGUGCCGUCGACGAUUGCCGCGGAGGCGCUCGCCCGACGUUGCCUCGAGCUGUUCGUCCGACACGUUUCCCUGCUCCGCAACCUGGGCGAGAACGGCAAGCUUCGCCUCACCAAGGACAUGGGCGAGCUCGAGCAGGCUGUUUCGGCGUACCUCGUUCCGGCGACGAGCUCGCUGGGAGACGCGUACAAGGCUCUGAGGGCCCUGCGACCGUUUCUGUUUUUGUCGCUCGAUGAGGUGGCAUCGAGCGCGCUCGUCGAGGAUAUUCCCGCGGCGAACGUCCUUCUGCACCUGUAUUCGCACGCGCCGAAGGAGAUGGCGACGCCUUACGAGCGUGCCGGACUCGCGCCGCCGCAGUACAGCGCCUGGCUCGACAAGAACUCAGACGCCGAGGUGUGGGCCGGGGUUAAGGGAACGCUCGAGGCGUACGAAUCGCAGUGCAAGACAAGGAGAGUCACUCCGCAUGCGGCGGUGGACGUUAUGAGACUAGUAGGAAGCAGAGCGUUCGAGAAGAGGCGAAGCUGA
Messenger RNA from Micromonas commoda, 2691 nucleotides. RefSeq lists its product with no specific name. The record is from RefSeq and is a predicted model, not a curated record. The transcript has a single exon. Lineage: Eukaryota; Viridiplantae; Chlorophyta; Mamiellophyceae; Mamiellales; Mamiellaceae. Gene Ontology annotation, cellular component: COG complex. Bases 1 to 2691 code for a protein of 896 amino acids. Gene Ontology annotation, biological process: intra-Golgi vesicle-mediated transport.